AUGGUGGUGUUCCUUCAGAGACUCACAAUUACUAGAAGCGUAACAAACAUCCGCUGGUGCCGCAAGCCGUGGGCCUGUUCUGGGCAACCUGCCAUAUCUGUUUCAUCUGGCCGUCGUUUAUCCACCAGUCCGCUAGUACACUGCGAGGAGUUCUUUCAAAAUACGUCACGAAGAUGGAUAUUCAACGAGGCCGACCGGUUAAACGAACGAUACGUCAAGUUUCGACCAACAGAGCUCCAACGGAUCGCCAGCGAGGUAGUACAACAAGACUAUGGCUCUGAUAUAACUAAGCUUGCAGAGGGAGGCUUCAACAAAGUGUUUAUUCUACGAGCAAAAAACGGUCAUGAGGUGAUUGCACGAAUUCCCACUCCUAUUGCUGGGCCUCCCCAUUACACAACUGCCAGUGAGGUGGCGACGAUGGACUUUUUGCGAGUUGUUCUCAAGUUGCCGGUGCCAGAGGUUCUGGGAUAUUCAACCACGUCGGACAAUCCCGUCGGAGCAGAGUACAUCUUGAUGGAGCGGGUAGAGGGGGAGAGUCUUUCCUCACGGUGGUUAUCCCUCACAACUGACGAGGUGAAAGACAUCAUGAAGCAAAUCGCAGAGAUGGAGAGGAAAAUAUUUGACUUUUAUUUUCCUGCAUAUGGAAGUUUAUAUUACAAGAAGGACCUCGACAGGGAAACCCAGAUACCAGUCACGGAAGAUUUUGUGAUCGGUCCUGUAUCUGCCCGGCAGUUUUGGUAUAACGAACGAAGCAAAAUGGAUAUUGACCGUGGGCCCUGGCUUUCACCCACAGAUAGUGUUACCUCCGCGGCUCGCCGAGAGAUAGCUAUCAUUCAACAACACGCCAAAGCUCAACCUCGCCAGACAUUCCUUCUACCAACUAACUACGACAUUCAUCCCUCCGAGCACAGCUCAUUACUUUCGCGAUUCCUACAGUUGGCGCCUCAUCUAAUCCAACCUGGUUCUUCCAGCGCUCCUACAUUGAGACACCCCGAUUUAAGUUUAGCUAAUAUUUUAUUGGCACCUGGGUCCACCAAGAUCAUCAGCAUCAUUGAUUGGCAGGAUGCUGUGAUAUUCCCGCGUUUUAUGCAAGCAGGUUAUCCCGCAUUUUGUGAGCAUGACUCCUCCAGGCCUCAAAGUCUGCAGAUUCCAUCUCUCCCUGAUCAUUUCGAUGAGAUGAGUAUCGACGAACAGAGACAAUCUAAAGCCAUUUAUCGCUUAGAAGAGGCCAACCUCUACUACACAGCCGCGACAGGCUUAUAUAAUGAGGAACAUAUGGAUGUUUUGAAAAUUCCGUAUCUCGGAAUGCUGCAGUAUCUUCUUCGCCAGACUGGGUAUCCUUGGGACGCGGACAUAAUAAACCUACGUGCUGCGUUGGUGGGUAUCACAACUCCGUCGGUAUGGAGCAAAAUCUCCUCAGCAGCUUGUCCAGUCGUGUUCAGUGAUGAAGAACGAGAGGCUGCUAUGGCGGAGUCGCAGGAAUGGAAUGAGUCUGAACAGCUACUGUCCCAGGUUAGACAACACCUCAAUAUCGACCUGGAAGGCGGGACCGACCCGGACAAAUUUGAGAGGGCAGUGGAAGGCAAUCUCCAAUUUCGAUUGGAGAUGGUUAGGCAGGCAGAGGCGGGCCAAGAAGAGAUCUGUUGGCGUAAUUGGCCGUACAAGGAUAAAGAGGAUGAUAGUAUGCCUCCUUAG
Molecule: messenger RNA, 1695 nt
Organism: Penicillium chermesinum
Lineage: Eukaryota; Fungi; Ascomycota; Eurotiomycetes; Eurotiales; Aspergillaceae
Product: kinase-like domain-containing protein
Exons: 3
Coding region: 1-1695 (564 amino acids)
Cellular component (GO): mitochondrion
Source: RefSeq, a predicted model, not a curated record